This is a messenger RNA of Rubroshorea leprosula, 596 nucleotides long. The record is from the annotation of a GenBank genome assembly. NCBI's taxonomy places the organism in Eukaryota, Viridiplantae, Streptophyta, Magnoliopsida, Malvales, Dipterocarpaceae.
GCUCCCAUUGUUGUAUAACCAAGAAUGAAGCUACCACAUAUCUCUUCAAUGCAGGAGGAAGAAACCACCACCAUCACCCGGAGUUCUCCGAGGGCGGUUCACCGGAGUCCCUCUGUUUCCCCCAACACAAACAAGGCCAACAAUAUUGACGGGGUUGGGCCUGAAAAUUGUCAUUCCCUUGAGGCUAGGGAGGCUGGAGAAGCAUUGCAGCUAAAGGAUUCUGCACGGGAAAGGCUAAAGAGGCAUAGAGAAGAGGUGGCAGGUCGGGUUCCGGUACCGGAUAAAUGGGGGAAUGAGGAGUUGCUUAAGGAUUGGAUGGAUCAUUCUUCUUUUGAUGCAUUGUUGGCCCCCAAGGGACUUGAGUUGGCUCGGCAAGCGUUAAUGGCUGAAGGAAGGAGAAUGGAUCCCUAUCAUCAUCAACGACUUAGGAUAGAAAGUAUGUGCUGAAUAUAUCUCCAAAGAGCCUUGGCUCUUUCUUCUUUUUUAUUCCCUAUUACUUGUGUUGCUUUGUAAACUAUCUUAUUAGUAAUAAUUCAUGAUGACUUUAAAAAGUGAUGAACAUAUGAAAAAGUUAGGAAGAAAGCUAUGAAUGGUAU